Paramuricea clavata is the source of this 2300-nucleotide messenger RNA. The record is from the annotation of a GenBank genome assembly. Lineage: Eukaryota; Metazoa; Cnidaria; Anthozoa; Malacalcyonacea; Plexauridae.
AUGUGGUGCCUUGCAUUGCAUCUUCCUCUCUUGGUGGGGGAUUACGUUCCUGAAGAUGAUGAGCACUGGAAAUUGUUAUGUACCUUGUUGGAGAUAACAAGAAUUGUGUUUGCACCAACCAUCAGCAAAAACCAAGUUGCCUAUCUGCAGAUAUUGAUUCAAGAACACCAUGAGAAAUUUAAGGAGUUGUUUCCACAGUGUAACAUCAUUCCGAAAAUGCACUAUAUGAUUCAUAUGCCGAGAACAAUAUUGGGGUGAGUAUUGGAAAUUAGAACACUGUGUAGUGUGUGCCAUGCAGUAACAGCUACAUGCAGAAAAAAACCUAUAGUUCGGUGGAGACCUUCUUCUGCUGGCAGGCUACAUGUUUUGCAGUUCCCUAACAGUCCUGUUUCAAGUUUGCAGUUCCAUGUUUUAAUUCCUAUUCCUAUUUUAGAUUUGGCCCUCUUGUUAGGAGUUGGUGUAUGCGGUACGAGGCCAAACAUCAUUACUUCAAGCGCUUGGCAGUUACAACUGGGAAUUUUAUUAACUUGCCAUGUACGCUGUCAAAAAUACAUCAGGAAAGCGUAUCUUACCGACUUCAAGCAUCCAACGGAAGUCUUAGCUCAUUCAUUGAGAAAGGAGUUGAAAUUGGACCAGGUACUGUAAUAUUUUAAUAUUUACAUUUCAGCUUUUUUCAGCUUUACAGUACACAUACCUGUUUUCUCGUGCUGGCAGCCACAGACAUUCAUAGGCAUUUAGCCAGUCAGAAAACAAAAGAAGAGUACAGUGCCGGUACAAUGAAUAAUAUUGGUAUUUCCAAAACUUAAAUUAAUGUUUUAUGUACAUAUAUACUCCAGGUACCAAUCGUUAUGCAGCUGAUGUCCCUUACCAAGCUCAAUUGAAAGAGGAAAAUGGAAACACUAAUCCCCUAACUCCUGUUUAUGAGUAAGUCUUGUUGUUGAUAUUCUGGUAUUACCUCAAGAAACCACCAUAUAUGACUAUUGUCCCUUUUUUCUGUGAACAAUCAUUAGAUGCCCUGAUGAUUCUCCACAAAAGAAACAGGGCUGUAGUGGCUUUUUGAAAAUCUAUAUAAUUUUGCUAUUUAUCUUUUUCUUUGUCAAUUUAAUUGUUUGUCAACAAUAGAUUAAUAGUGAUUAAUCGUAUUCAUUAUGUUAAGCGUGAUUACAUACUGUUAAGCAUACCGGUAAUCGAUUGUACAAAAAUAAUCUAUCAAUCGAUUAAUCUAUUAAUUAAUCUGUAGCAGCUCUAGUAUAUGGUAUUGACUAUCGAGUACUCGUUGCGUAUGUGUAUAAUGCAUAACUUGUGACUGUGCGUAAAAAUGCAGUGGUGAUUAAGGUGGCUCAAUGCAGUUUUUCAAAAAAUGGAAAAUUUACGAUUUAGAUGCGUAUUUGUGGAUAAUUAUUACUUGUUGAUAAACAAAAAGUACCUUACUUAUAUAAAACAACAUCUAAAGAGUUUGAAUUUUUGUACAAAAGUUACGCAACUGCCGUUGCUAUGGCAACAAUGACAUUUCAAGAUGGCGGAUAGUUUGGCUUUAAAGUAAUUUAACUCCUAAACGACAACGCUGACCCCCAAAUUUUAUUUUAAAAAGUGAUUUCUCUUAGUACAAUCAAUUAUUUUGACAAUUUAAAAAAGAUUCUGUGGAGCCGAAAUAUUUUAAAUUUAAUACGAAAAGGUGAUUAUUCAUAAUAGUUUUGAUUUGGCUCUACAGAAUUUUUUUUAAAUUGUUAAACUCCUUAGAUGUUGUUUUAUGUAAGUAAGGCACUUUUUGUUUAUCGACAAGUAAUAAUUGUCCAAAAAUACGCAUAUAAAUCGUGAAUUUUCCAUUAAAAAAAAACUGUAUUGAGCCGCCUUAAAUGUAGCCUGUGCACAUCCUGUAUUACCCUGUACUACAGGGUAAUACAGGAUGUGCACAGGCUACCUUAAAUGAGAGAAGGGCAGUGUGAAUUAUUCCAGGCCUUCCCAGAAGGCAAAAAUUUUACUUAUUGAUUUGUUCACCUCUUCCAGUAUGGCAGAUAAUGCUGGCGGCCCCCAGUGUUCAAUAAGGUCACAAAGCAUGGGUCGAACUGCCAGCUUGUCACAUCAAGUUUUCAGUUUAUUGAAUUAUGCUGGACCCAUGUGAUAACAUUUUACAUUGAAUAUAAUUGAGCUUUUUGCCAACUUUUCUUUUGUCCAGGGCAAGGUGGGUUACCAUUCAUGGUACGAAACACAAAGUUGGUGCAGUGAUCCAUAUUGGCUACAAUGCAGAAGAGUUGCCAUUGUUUUGGAAAAUUGAGAAAAUAGCUAUUAUCAACAAAGUA